UAGGGAGGAAAGCAGCUGGGAAAUACAAUUCCCGUAGUGCUCCACGCCUUCCGUUCCGGCUAACGAUGACGUGCUGCAUUCUGGGACUUGUAGUCUUCCUCCUCCCACUUGGAAGGUGCGAUCAGUACCACUUCAAAUACAGGUGUUUGACAGGUAGACUCUGCUAAGUUGUGAUUGUUGGUGCCGGCAUUGCUCUGCUCCUGUCAUAACUUCUCCGGGAAAAGGCUGUGCAGCUAUCGGCUGGGCUGACCAUGGCCCUUUCUGUGGAGACGGAGUCGCACAUCUACCGAGCUUUGCGCACUGCCUCUGGGGCUGCAGCCCACCUUGUGGCGUUAGGCUUUACCAUCUUUGUGGCUGUGCUUGCCAGACCUGGCUCCAGUCUAUUCUCCUGGCACCCCGUUCUUAUGUCUCUGGCUUUCUCCUUCCUAAUGACGGAGGCACUCUUGAUGUUCUCUCCUGAGAGUUCACUGCUGCGCUCUCUCUCACGGAAGGUCCGAGCACGCUGCCACUGGGUGCUACAGCUGCUAGCCCUACUCAGUGCUCUGCUGGGUCUAGGUCUUGUUAUUCUCCACAAAGAGCAGCUUGGCAAAGCACACCUGACCACUCGACAUGGGCAGGCAGGGCUAUUAGCUGUGCUGUGGGCAGGUCUGCAGUGUUCAGGGGGCGUGGGGCUGCUCUACCCCAAGUUGCUGCCCCGAUGGCCCCUGGCAAAGCUGAAACUCUACCAUGCUACUUCUGGUUUGGUGGGCUACCUGCUGGGCAGUGCCAGCCUUCUGUUGGGCAUGUGCUCACUCUGGUUCACUGCCACUGUCACUGGUGGGGCCUGGUACCUGGCUGCGCUGUGCCCCAUCCUCACCAGUUUGGUAAUCAUGAACCAGGUGAGCAAUGCCUACCUGUACCGCAAGCGGAUCCAGCCAUGAGUGCUUGCCAGCUGUCAGGAUGCCUGGAGCUGCACCUCAGCAGAGGACCAGGAGUGGGAAUCUGUUGGACUCUCACAGCUGACUGGGUGAGGGGACAUUUCAGGUUACUAGGGCACUCAGGGGUACAUCUGUGACAUUUUUUCUCCUCACGCUAGAGUGUCUCCCUUUUCUUGCUGUCAGCCCAGGGGGAGCAUGGAUCAUGUGUCUGGAUGAAAUUGGAGUUGCAGCAGUCUCCCCAGCAGCCAUAUAGCUUAUAUUUGUACUGGUACAUCCAGAAAUCAUGGAGAAAAAAAAAAAAGUAAAAUAAACAAGCAAACAAACCCCUGAAAA
This is a messenger RNA of Grammomys surdaster, 1250 nucleotides long. RefSeq names its product cytochrome b561 domain-containing protein 2. Gene Ontology annotation, cellular component: endoplasmic reticulum. The transcript is spliced from 4 exons. The coding region runs from base 252 to 920 and encodes 222 amino acids. Lineage: Eukaryota; Metazoa; Chordata; Mammalia; Rodentia; Muridae. Gene Ontology annotation, molecular function: transmembrane monodehydroascorbate reductase activity. The record is from RefSeq and is a predicted model, not a curated record.